Knipowitschia caucasica is the source of this 375-nucleotide messenger RNA. The record is from the annotation of a GenBank genome assembly. Lineage: Eukaryota; Metazoa; Chordata; Actinopteri; Gobiiformes; Gobiidae.
AUGGAUGGAACGACGAAGACUUUGCUGGCGGACUCUGCUACUACAGCCUCGGAGCUCUGCCACGCUCUGGCCGACAAGAUCUGCCUCCGGGACCGCUUCGGCUUCUCCCUCUACAUCGCCCUCUUCGAUAAGGUGUCGUCUCUGGGCAGUGGCUCGGACCACGUGAUGGACGCUGUGUCUCAGUGUGAGCAGUACGCUAAAGAGCAGGGGGCUCAGGAGAGAAACGCCCCCUGGAGGCUCUUCUUCAGGAAGGAGAUCUUCACGCCCUGGCACUUUCCUGGGGACGACCAGGUGGCCACCAACCUCAUCUACCAGCAGGUGGUGCGCGGGGUCAAGUUUGGAGAGUACCGCUGUGAGAAGGUGAGGCAACAUUAA